Molecule: messenger RNA, 243 nt
Organism: Thamnophis elegans (Western terrestrial garter snake)
Lineage: Eukaryota; Metazoa; Chordata; Lepidosauria; Squamata; Natricidae
Exons: 3
Source: RefSeq, a predicted model, not a curated record
AUGUUUAAUUUAAAAAUAUAUAUAUAUAUAUAUAUAUAUAUAUAUAUAUAUAUAUAUAUAUAUAUAUAUAUAUAUAUAUAUAUAUAUAUAUAUAUAUAUAUAUAUAAUUUAAACUCUAUUUUGUGUUUCUUUGCAUUGCGUUUGUAUGUGUGCAUUCAUAUUUGUGUGUUUGUGUAUUUGUGUGUGUUUGUGUGUGCGUUUGUGUUUGCGUAUGUAUUUGUGUGUGUUUGUGUGCAUUUGUAU